Messenger RNA from Trichomycterus rosablanca, 1205 nucleotides. RefSeq names its product Rac family small GTPase 2 (gene rac2). The transcript is spliced from 7 exons. Gene Ontology annotation, cellular component: cytoplasmic vesicle; cytoskeleton; cell projection. Gene Ontology annotation, biological process: small GTPase-mediated signal transduction; cortical cytoskeleton organization; regulation of actin cytoskeleton organization. Gene Ontology annotation, molecular function: protein kinase binding; GTP binding; GTPase activity. The coding region runs from base 118 to 696 and encodes 192 amino acids. Lineage: Eukaryota; Metazoa; Chordata; Actinopteri; Siluriformes; Trichomycteridae. The record is from RefSeq and is a predicted model, not a curated record.
CGCGAGAGCGGCAGCAGCAGCAGCAGCAGCACAUCAGCGUUUCCUGUGUUUCACACCUUCACUGAACUUCCAUCUAAACUCCUCACAAAAGUUACUUUAUCACUGAUAAAGUAUAACAUGCAGGCUAUAAAGUGUGUCGUGGUGGGAGACGGUGCCGUGGGUAAGACAUGUCUGCUCAUCAGUUACACCACCAAUGCCUUCCCCGGAGAGUACAUCCCUACAGUGUUUGAUAAUUACUCGGCCAAUGUGAUGGUGGAUAGCAAACCUGUCAACCUGGGACUUUGGGAUACAGCUGGACAGGAGGAUUACGACAGGCUCCGUCCUCUGUCCUACCCACAGACGGAUGUGUUUCUCAUCUGUUUCUCACUGGUGAGCCCGGCAUCGUUUGAGAACGUCAGAGCCAAGUGGUACCCGGAGGUGCGGCACCAUUGCCCCUCCACACCAAUCAUCCUGGUUGGGACCAAGCUGGAUCUCAGGGACGAGAAGGAGACCAUUGAGAAGCUGAAGGAGAAAAAGCUGGCUCCGAUUACCUACCCACAAGGCCUUGCACUGGCUAAGGAGAUAGACUCAGUAAAGUAUUUAGAGUGCUCGGCUCUCACCCAGCGCGGACUCAAGACGGUGUUCGACGAGGCCAUCCGGGCUGUGCUCUGCCCGCAGCCCACCAAAGUGAAGAAGACCGCCUGCUCUCUGCUCUGAGGACUUCAGGGAAUGACAAGAUGCCGCUAAGAUCUGUGGGAAGUAAUAUAAAAUUUAAUAAUGCAUAUCAUAGGUGGCUGAAGCUCUUUUUAUGUUCAUGGUUUAUCAACCAUGAUGUUUUUAUUUCUUCAACAAAAUAAUAUGUAUCCUAAUAAGAUAAAACAAUAUUUAAAGUGUAAUAUUGUUAAUUACUGAAGAAUGCUGUGGGUGUGCAGUGAUUGUGAUCUGUACUGUAUGUGACCGCCUGUGGAGGGAAAAAUACCAAUUUUCAGCUCCCCAUUAGUACAAAACGUGUGGGUGUAUUAGAAAAAGUCUGACAUGCAAUCCAUUGCUAUAAUGGGAGUGUUUUAUGAUUGGUUCAACUUCUGCUGGAUUUCACAAUUAAUAUAAAAGAAUUGUGAUGCACUUGGAUACUGUGCGGUGGCUACUGUGUUGACAUUAAUAUAAAUAAUAUAUCUGAUGUUGGAUCUUUCUACAGUGCAGAAAUAAAACCUCCUGUUUUCAGACAA